UUUAGCAUUCUUGAGUAUUAUUCAUUGAAGAAUGAAUCUAAUUAAUUCUGUGUAAGGUCAUUGUUGAUAACAACAGUAAAUAUGGUGACCUUUGCUGUUUUGUGUCUUCUUGCUUGUGUUUUAUCUGUUAAAUCUGAUGGACCUCAUCUUGUACCUAAUUUUCGACCUCCAUCUGUACCACUAGUUGUUGUCAAUCCUUACCUUAGUAUAUGGUCUGAUGCCGACCAUCUUUAUGAUGAUUUUCCUAAGCAUUGGAGUGGACCUAUUAUCUGUCUUUCAGGAAUGAUAAGCAUUGAUGGCAAAGUCUACAGAUUUAUGGCUAAAGAUACAGAUCUGGCACCUGAUGUGAUGACUCAAGUCAACCUUACUGUAUAUCCAACUCAGACAGUGUAUGUAUUUCAGGAAAGUGGUAUACAGCUUACAUUAACAUUCUCAACUCCAGCUUUUGCAGCAACAGAUAAAAUUCCAACUUUACCAGUUACUUUCUUGACUUAUACUGUAGAGGCUAUUGAUGGUGUGUCAAAUCACACUGUUAAAAUCUACUAUGAUAACACAGCUGAGGGUGUUGUAAGUGAUACAAAACAGAUGGUUACAUGGGACUAUGCAUCACUAAUGCCUGGACAGGUAGCGAUGAAAAUUGGAACAACUGAUCAAGAUUAUCUUGGACAGGGUAGUGACCGUAUUAAUUGGGGUUAUUGGUAUGUAAGCACCAUACUUGAUAGAGGAAUGAUUGCUACAAUGGCUCCUGCAGUUGAUACAAGAACUGCAUUCAUGAAAGGCAAAGUUCUACCAUCUGAAGACAAGAAUAAACCAAGAGCUUGUGAAGAUAACUGGCCAGUGUUAGCCAUAGCUUGGGAUUUUGGUACUAUCACACCAGGACAACCAUCACAAAGGUGGCUACAGAUAUCCUAUGAUCAAGUCUAUUCAAUGAAAUACUUUGGAACAGCAAUGGAGCCACUCUGGAAGCACAACUAUGAAAACUUUACUGGCCUAAUAAGAAAUUCAGAGUACGAGACACUGAAAAAGGCAUGUGAUGACAAAGAUGCUGAGAUUACUGAAGCAUUGUAUAAUGCUGGGGGACAAAAUUAUGCCACAAUUUCAUCAUUAGCUUGGAGACAAGCAGUAGGAGGUACUAUUGCUGUUUGGAAUAAUGUGACAAAUGAGCCAUGGGUAUUUUUAAAAGAGAUAUCAAGUGAUGGUGACGUUAGUACUGUUGAUGUAAUGUUUCCAGCUUCACCUCUUUUCAUAUGGCAUCUCCCUGAGACCCUUCAGUUAAUGCUGCUUCCUCUCCUCAAUUAUGCUAACAAUGACACAAAGGAAUAUGGACUAGACGUACCUUACAACUUGCAAUGGGCACCACACCAUUUAGGCCAUUGGCCAGUAUGUGACUUAGAGCCAAACAGACAAGAACAAAUGCCAGUAGAAGAAUCUGGUAACAUGUUACUAAUGAUAGCUGGUGUUGUUCUUCAGACAAAAAACUUGACUUUCCUUGACCCAUACUGGCCCCUGUUAACAAUAUGGGCUGACUUCGUUGUAGCUAGUCUCCCUGAUCCUGGGAACCAAUUGUGUACUGAUGACUUUGAGGGGCCAUCACCUCAUAAUAUGAACUUAGCUGCUAAAGGUAUGGUAGCUCUUGGAGCAUACUCUCAAUUGCUAAGAAUGAAAGGAGACACUGCAUCAGCUGAGAAGUAUGAAACUGCUAAUACUCAAUUCAUACAAUACUGGACAACUAAUGGACUGGAUGGGGAUCACUACAAGCGUCAGUAUAACUUACCUGGUUCAUGGUCACUCAAAUACAAUCUCUUAUUUCAGAAAAUACUAAAAUUGAACCUGUUUCCACAGUCAGUGUUUGAUCAAGAACUGAAAUAUUACAUGAGCAAAAUGAAUACGUAUGGUAUACCAAUGGAUGAUCGUCAUUUGUAUACUAAAACUGAUUGGCUCAUGUGGACUGCUGCAAUGGCUUCUGAUGAUCAGUUUAACUCUAUAACCUCUGCUGUGUACAAGUUUGCUAAUGAAACACCAGAUCGAUCUCCAUUCACUGACUGGUAUGCUGUUGAUACUGCUCAUCGACAAGGAUUCACAGCUCGCCCAGUAAUUGGUGGCCUUUAUGCUAGACUUUUAACUGCUAUGAAGAACUAAACUAUAGUCAAGUGAACUAAAUUUUGCAUUGCUUUUUUGCUGUUUGCUACAAUAAAAAUUCACUUGUAUGCUUAUGCACAACAAUUUAUUAUGAUAUCAGCACAUUUACCCUCAAGGCCUU
Amphimedon queenslandica is the source of this 2260-nucleotide messenger RNA. RefSeq names its product glutaminase A-like. The record is from RefSeq and is a predicted model, not a curated record. The transcript is spliced from 22 exons. NCBI's taxonomy places the organism in Eukaryota, Metazoa, Porifera, Demospongiae, Haplosclerida, Niphatidae. Gene Ontology annotation, biological process: carbohydrate metabolic process. Bases 82 to 2139 code for a protein of 685 amino acids.